This is a messenger RNA of Rubroshorea leprosula, 762 nucleotides long. The record is from the annotation of a GenBank genome assembly. NCBI's taxonomy places the organism in Eukaryota, Viridiplantae, Streptophyta, Magnoliopsida, Malvales, Dipterocarpaceae.
AAAAAAAAAAAAGUAUACAGGUUGAUUUUAUUUUCAGCGAACGGAGAGGCUGUCGGUAAAAGAUGGCGUCUAAAGCUUUACGGGUAGUUGUGGAGAAGGCCGUGCCGGCGGCGCGGCGCCAAGCCUUAACAUUGACGGAUGCUGCCGCUGAUAGAAUACGGCAUCUAUUACAGAUGCGGCAGCGCUCGUUCCUCCGCCUUGGCGUCAAGGCUCGUGGCUGCAACGGUCUAUCCUACACCCUUAAUUACGCAGAUGAGAAAGGGAAGUUUGAUGAGUUGGUUGAAGAUAGAGGUGUAAAGAUAUUGAUUGAACCAAAGGCUCUGAUGCAUGUCAUUGGAACAAAGAUGGAUUUUGUAGAUGAUAAACUAAGAUCUGAAUUCAUCUUCAUCAAUCCAAACUCUAAAGGUCAGUGUGGUUGUGGAGAAUCCUUCGUGACAAGCAGUGCGAGGGCAUCUAAACAAGAUAGCAGUUAAGAAUUGGGAAGAACUUAUAGUUGCUGAAUUCUUUCUCUGCAUGAUAGAUGUUGAUUCACCAACACAAACACACUGAGGUUGACGGGGUAUCACUUUUAGAAGAAAGUACCUCAUCACAAAUUCGGUGAUGCAGCGAGAUACACAGAUGUAGUUACUUUUUGUUAGGCAACCACAGUAUGUACCAUUUCUUGGAAAGUGUAGCCCUCGAUGCUUUCUAUUUUUUCUAUUUUCACAUUAGUUUUUUUAACAAAAACAUUCAAUAGACAGCUAAUAAAUCUUUGUUGUGGAU